This is a messenger RNA of Rhodamnia argentea, 715 nucleotides long. RefSeq names its product putative serine carboxypeptidase-like 52. Bases 1 to 549 code for a protein of 182 amino acids. The transcript has 7 exons. Gene Ontology annotation, biological process: secondary metabolic process; proteolysis. Gene Ontology annotation, molecular function: serine-type carboxypeptidase activity; acyltransferase activity, transferring groups other than amino-acyl groups. The record is from RefSeq and is a predicted model, not a curated record. NCBI's taxonomy places the organism in Eukaryota, Viridiplantae, Streptophyta, Magnoliopsida, Myrtales, Myrtaceae.
AUGGCUCCGAAAUCAACGGUGGGCGAUGCGUGGGACCCGAGCUUAGUCAAUCGAGACCCUACAUUUCUUCUUCCCCCGUUGGAAAUUCCUGGUCCCUGGUGCCGGUUCUAUGACCAUCUAUACUCCUACACUUGGGCUAACGAUAGAACUGUUCAAGAGGCUCUCCACAUUCGGCCGGGAACAAUUAGAACGUGGGCGAGGUGCAAUGAGAGCUUGUCUUACACAUACACGGUCACGGAUGUCGUUGACUAUCACGAAGAGCUCUUGAAGAGGGGAUAUCGAGCGCUUAUUUAUAGCGGCGAUCACGACAUGGUCAUCCCCUAUGUGGGAACGCUCGCCUGGAUCGACACGCUAAAUCUGACGAUAUCUCACGAUUGGGAAGCGUGGGUCAUCGAUGGACAAGUUGCCGGAUACACCACGUUGUAUUCUUACGGAGAAGCCUAUCUUACAUAUGCAACCGUCAAGGCAGGAGGACACACAGCUCCAUCGUACAAGCCUAAAGAAUGCUUCGCCAUGGUUGAUAGGUGGUUUGCUUAUUUUUACCUCUAACCAAGAGUCGUGAGGCCAUUGCCAAAGCGACAAGGUCCUUAAUUUGCAUGAACAUUUGGUGAUUCGAAACUGUGUUAUGGUGUUCCUAUUCAGCAUCGAUGUUCGAAUAAAAAUCCUCUCUCAUCUCUGCAAAUCCCGAGUUCCGUCGAGCUCCUCGGGGAGUUUG